Molecule: messenger RNA, 1119 nt
Organism: Encephalitozoon hellem ATCC 50504
Lineage: Eukaryota; Fungi; Microsporidia; Unikaryonidae
Exons: 1
Coding region: 1-1119 (372 amino acids)
Source: RefSeq, a predicted model, not a curated record
AUGGGAGAGCACGAGAUAAGAAGAAAGUGCUUGUCUAGGAGAGGGAAGGAAGCCGGCAAGGAAGCAAUGAAGGCCAAAGGGCACAAGAUGGGGAAGGAGCAGGGCUGUGGGAAGGCGGCUUUGGUUGGAAGGUGGCUCGAGAAGCUGAAGGAGCUUGGGCUAAGUGGAGAGGAGAACAUAGCCUCAAGGAGAAGGGAUGACGAGGAGAGCAUGUCUGUUGGAAAGGAUAGGGGAGAGAUAGAUGAUAAAUGGGGAACGAAUGAGGAGAGAAAGGAAAAGAUCCGGCAAUUUGGAGGGAUAUCACAUUUAGAAUUCAAAGGACUGAGCUUAAACUUGCACCUCUAUCUUCCGAAAUCUCUUCAAAAGCUGUCGAAGAUAUUCCGUGUCUUGGAAACGAUUCAACGAUUUAAUGCUGCAAGAAACUUAACGACAAUCUUCAUAAAGUCUUUAAGAUGUAUAGAAAACCUUGUCAAGCAGAGAAUAGUGGUUGGAGAUAUUGAGAGAAUGUACUACAUAGCGCCGGAUCUUUUCAAAUUCAAAAAGAUAAGUAUUCACCACGAUGGGGAGGAAGUUGAUACCUUUGUUAUUUAUGUUAACGGGGAAACAAGAGAGUUCAAUGAAAAGCUUGAGAAGCAUGUCAAGAAAUGCCACCAGGAGUUUCUUGACAAAAAUGGAUAUACUUGCAGCGGAGGUAAAUUUCAUCCAGAAUUUAACUUCGAAGAGGUCCCUUUGCCUCGGAAGCCUUUAUUUCCCGAGGAGGUUAGGGAAGAGGCUGCAGAAAAGGAGACUUGUAUCCCAGCAAAAAGGAACGCAGCGGCUGUGGAGUCUGCAAGAAAGAGGGUGUCCACAAUACUGGAAAGAAUAAGAGAAAAAGAAAGGCUAAGGAGAGAGGAGUUUAUGAACAAGUCCAAGGAGGAGGAGGACAACUUGCUAUUGAGUAACAGAAUAAGGACAUUGUUUAUGUCUGAGAAUAGGCGUGCAAUUCCGGUCAACAGGGUUGUAGAAUUGUUGAAGAUAUUUGACGGGGCAAAUACAAUUAACAGAAUUAUAAAAUGGGAUUCUUCCCUGUUCUAUAUAAGGACCAUGAACGGAAUAGAGUACCUUGUUUCAAAGGGAUAG